GGCAGGGACACAGUAGUGGAGACCACCUGGCUAAGGUCUUUCCCUGGAGAGCUGAGAACGGACGGCAGGAGGACAGGGCUGGGAGGAAUGGAGUUCAGGGUCAGGGCCACGGAGAAAGAGCAGAGAGGCUGGCACGGUCCGUGGCUCGGUGCCAGGCAGGCGAGGGGGAGGACUCAUUCAUCCAGGGCCAGCCCAGGAGUGGGACUGCGGAGCUGGCUGGUCGGCUCCGGCCCAGGCUCAAGACUGGGAGGGGAUUUCCUCAGGCUCCCUCCCCCGGUGCGGCUGCUGGAACCUGCCCCACGCAGUUAGUGACGGGAGGGGCCGGGGAGCGCCAUCAGGCAACAGCUUCAGGGCAGCAGAGGAGCCCCUUGGCCCAGGACGCCUGGAACGCGGGGUGCAGCCGGUCCUGCCUGGGCGCCCCCGGGCCUCCCGAGGGAAGGAGGGCCACUGGGAGGAUCCAUUAAAUAGGAUACCUGGCUGGGUAGCUCAGUCGGUUAGAAUGUCAUCCUGAUACCCCAAGGUUGUGGGUUCGAUCCCUAGUUGGGGCACAUACAAGAAACAACCGAUGAACACAUAACCACAGCGGAGGGGUUCCAAGGAAGAAGCUUCGCCAUGCAGCGGGCAUGCAGAGGCCUUAGGAGGCCGAGUGUCCUUACCUGAGCUGCCCUCACUAUCGAGCCAAGAGUGCUUUGCUUCAGGAAGAAGGAAAACUUUUGGAAAAGAGGGUGUAGGUAGGACCCAGGACAAUGGCUGCUGCUGGGGAUUUGCAGAUGGAGGAUGUGAAUGUGGGAAGAGACGUGGAAGAAGAGCUGGAGGAAGAGAAGAAAAUGAGAGAGGAUGGGGAAGGUAAAGAUCCCUUCAAGAAUAAGAAGGUCCACAAGAUGGUCUCAAAAUGGAUGCUUCCUGAACAUGCCCGAAGUAGAUACUUGGAGAGAGCUAACUGCCUCCCGCCCCCUGUGUUCAUCAUCUCUGUCAGCCUGGCUGAGCUGGCAGUGUUUAUUUACUAUGCUGUGUGGAAGCCUCAGAAACAGUGGAUCACCUUGGACACGGGCAUCUUGGAGAGUCCAUUUAUCUACAAUCCUAAGAAGAGGGAGGAGGCCUGGAGGUUUAUCUCAUACAUGCUGGUACAUGCUGGAGUUCAGCACAUCUUGGGGAAUCUUAUUAUGCAGCUCGCUUUGGGUAUUCCCUUGGAAAUGGUCCACAAAGGCCUCCGAGUGGGGCUGGUGUACCUGGCAGGAGUGAUUGCAGGAUCCCUUGCCAGCUCCAUCUUUGACCCACUCAAAUAUCUUGUGGGUGCUUCCGGAGGAGUCUACGCUCUGAUGGGAGGCUAUUUUAUGAAUGUUCUGGUGAAUUUUCGAGAAAUGAUUCCUGCCUUGGGAAUUUUCAGACUACUGAUCAUCAUCGUUAUAAUUGCGUUGGAUAUGGGAUUUGCUCUCUACAGACGGUUCUUUGUCCCUGCAAAUGGGUCGCCGGUGUCUUUUGCAGCUCACAUUGCAGGUGGAUUUGCUGGAAUGUCCAUAGGUUACACCGUGUUUAGCUGCUUUGAUAAGACACUGCUGAAAGAUCCACGGUUUUGGAUAUCAAUUGCAGCUUAUUUAGCUUGCGUCUUAUUUGCUGUGCUUUUCAACAUUUUCCUAUCUCCAGCAAACUGACCUGCCCUAAUAGAAGCCAAUUAAUAAAAAGAGCCAUCUGGGGAAAAACUGGAGAACUCUAUGAAGAAACAGAGAAGCCCCAGCAAAUUUUCAAAGAAGGAAAAACACCAGUGAAGUGAUCAGUUGCAAGGACUUCCAACAAAAGGGUUUAGGUUUUAAGGAAGGGGCUUCUAAAUACAAGGGGAGGGAAGAGGAAGAGAAAAGGGAAGUGAGGACUAGAAAUUUGGUCUUUCCCAGGCAUAUGGUGUGCAUGCAUGUAUCCUCUAAAAGAGACUUGUUCUUCGAGGAUAUAUUAUAGAGAUGGCUUGCUAGAACCAAGAACACUGUACUAUGCUGAUAAUAAAAACUUUUCAUACCUGUG
This is a messenger RNA of Myotis myotis, 2013 nucleotides long. It is a transcript of the gene RHBDL2, whose product is annotated as rhomboid like 2. The transcript has 10 exons. Gene Ontology annotation, molecular function: serine-type endopeptidase activity. The record is from RefSeq and is a predicted model, not a curated record. The coding region runs from base 747 to 1652 and encodes 301 amino acids. Lineage: Eukaryota; Metazoa; Chordata; Mammalia; Chiroptera; Vespertilionidae. Gene Ontology annotation, cellular component: membrane.